AUGGCUUACUCCUUUACAGAGGAGGAAAAGAGGUUCAUCCUCGCGGAAGCCAUCAAAAAUAGCAGCCUAGAUGUUGGCCUCUUAGUAGGAUUUUUGAAAACGCACAAUGUUGAGCCAGACUGGCUCAAGAUGCAGUUGCCUAGCGGCCGCACUAUGGAGCAAUGUCUUGCAGUCACCGGGCAGAUGUUCCAAGGUCCCAUGCGGGUCCCAGACCUCAAGCGGAAGUCCAUGAACGACCUUCUCGAGCAACCACCAAAGCGUUUGGCUGUCGCGUCUCCUAUGGAACCACCAGCGCAACUACCACCCUUGGCCUCAGCGACGCAAGGCCUCGCAACCUACUCAAGCUCGAUGCCCUUAUCCUCAAAGCCCAACAACGCCAGGAGAGUUCGCCGUGUAUAG
This is a messenger RNA of Colletotrichum godetiae, 399 nucleotides long. RefSeq lists its product as uncharacterized. The transcript is spliced from 4 exons. NCBI's taxonomy places the organism in Eukaryota, Fungi, Ascomycota, Sordariomycetes, Glomerellales, Glomerellaceae. The coding region runs from base 1 to 399 and encodes 132 amino acids. The record is from RefSeq and is a predicted model, not a curated record.